AUGAAGAAAACAGUGGACGGCAGAUACGAAGUGCGUAUUCCCAUGAAACCAAACUUUCAAGAAAAGUUAGGCGACUCUAAAACAAAAGCGAUAGCUCAAUUCAAGCACAUGGAAAAGAAGUUCCAGAAGCAAAACAAACUAGCUGAAGCAUACAAAGCCUUCAUGAAAGAAUACAGCGACUUAGGACAUAUGAAACCUGCCGUAAGCAACAACAAGGUGGAGUGCUACUAUCCUCAUCACAUUGUGGAACGCGCAGAAUCACUUUCUACCAAGUAUAGAGUCGUGUAUAAUGCUUCCAGCAAAACAUCAACAGGAUACUCACUAAACGACUUAAUGUACAGGGGCCCAAAUUUACAAAAAGAUUUACAAAAAGAUUUACAAACACUAUUACUAAAAUGGAGGCAGUACGAGUUUGUGUUCUGCGCCGACCUAGAAAAAAUGUUCCGUCAGAUCCUAGUGCAUGAAGACGACCAACCGCUUCAAAAAAUCAUCUGGAGAGACGAGCACGGGACAUUACAAUCAUUUCAGCAGCUGACAAAGCUGAAACGGGAAGAUGGCAGCAUAGCGUCGAGCAAAGCGGAGGUUUUAGGUGAGAUCGAGAGGUUCUAUGGACAGUUAUACACUUCGAUCGCAAAGCCCGUUGACAGCUUGGUAGGAGAUCCAAGAGCCAAGCUGUCCCGACAUUAUACCGAAGAUAUCCCGGACAUCAGUCUGUACGAGAUUAGGAUGGCCCUGAAGCAGCUUAAGAACAACAAGGCGCCGGGCAAAGACGGAAUCACUUCAGGGCUUCUGAGAGCGGGUGGAACACCGGUACUUAAAGUCCUCCAGAAGCUCUUUAAUUCCGUCUUGUCCGAGGGCAUAACGCCUGAAACAUGGAAUAGAGGCGAUGUGGUGCUGUUCUUCAAAAAAGGUGAUAACAACCUAUUGAAGAACUACAGACCCAUCACGCUUCUGAGCCAUGUCUAUAAGCUGUUUUCAAGGGUCAUCACGAACCGUCUCGAACACAGACUUGAUGACUUCCAGCCUCCCGAACAAGCCGGUUUCCGAAAAGGCUAUAGUACCAUAGACCACAUCCAUACGCUGCGGCAAGUUAUACAGAAGACCGAAGAGUAUAACUUGCCAUUAUGCUUAGCGUUUGUGGACUAUGAGAAAGCCUUCGAUUCGGUGGAAACAUGGGCGGUGCUUGAGUCUCUUCAGCGAUGCCAUAUUGAUUAUCGGUACAUCGAAGUGUUGAAGUGUUUGUAUAGUAACGCCACCAUGUCGGUCCGAGUACAGGAGCAGAGCACGAGGGCGACUCCAUUGCGAAGAGGCGUAAGGCAGGGAGACGUUAUCUCUCCGAAACUGUUUACUGCCGUAAUGGAAGACGCCUUCAAGCUCCUGGAAUGGGAAGGGGAGGAACUCAGCAUGAUGCUCGAUGACCUCAACCGAGUUUCACAACGGGUGGGCUUGAAAAUGAACAUGGUCAAGACGAAACUUAUGUCAAAUGCCAAUGUUGUGCCCAUCCCAGUCUCUGUUGGGAACUCGGUACUCGAAGUUGUUGACUCGUACAUCUACCUAGGACAAGUAGUCCAAUUAGGUAGGUCCAACUUCGAGAAAGAGGUCAACUGCCGAAUCCAACUCGGUUGGGCAGCGUUCGGGAAACUACGUAAUGUCUUUUCGUCCGACAUACCUCAGUGCCUCAAGACGAAAGUCUUUAAUCAAUGUGUGUUACCAGUGAUGACUUACGGCUCCGAAACGUGGUCUUUCACUAUCGGCCUCAUCUCAAAACUCAAAGUCGCUCAACGAGCUAUGGAGAGGGCUAUGCUCGGAGUUUCUCUACGUGAUCGAAUCAGAAAUGAGGAGAUCCGUAGACGAACUAAAGUCACCGACAUAGCCCACCGGAUUAGCAAACUGAAGUGGCAAUGGGCAGGCCACAUUGCACGCAGAGAAGAUGGCCGAUGGGGUCGAAAAGUGCUCGAGUGGAGACCACGGACUAGCAAGCGCAGCGUAGGACGUCCACCCACAAGAUGGACAGACGAUCUUGUUAAGGUCGCCGGAAGACGCUGGAUGCGGGUCGCU
Messenger RNA from Cydia splendana, 2058 nucleotides. RefSeq lists its product as uncharacterized. The record is from RefSeq and is a predicted model, not a curated record. The transcript has 3 exons. NCBI's taxonomy places the organism in Eukaryota, Metazoa, Arthropoda, Insecta, Lepidoptera, Tortricidae. The annotation marks the transcript as partial.